UAAGUAAGUAAGUGGGAUGAGAAUGGGGGAUGUAGUGAGUGAAGAGAAUUCCCCAGUUAAUAAUUGAUGGUCCGCUCACGCUCUCAAUAAUAAUCGUUAAUGGCCCGAGGGAGGGUAAGAGACGCUGCAGCAAAGCACAAGCAGAAUGAAGGUGUCCGACUCGCACCCUCACACACACACACACACACACACACACAUGCACUCAAGCACACACGCACAGCACACACACACUUACCACACUCACACUCACACAAACGCACGUACAUGUAUGUACCUACUGUACACCCCCCCGUGUCGAAGGUUCAAAAAGCCGGGGAUGGUGAGGGGAUGGCAUUGAGGAUGGCGAUUGGACCUUUCCCAACUGACGACUAGCAGCAUCAGCAUCCACUGUAUGUAAGGUAAGUUAUGUAUAUGUAUGUAGCAUGUAGCAUGUAUUAUGUACGGGGUAUUAUGGCUCAGGUAU
This is a messenger RNA of Aaosphaeria arxii CBS 175.79, 463 nucleotides long. RefSeq lists its product as uncharacterized. The transcript has a single exon. Lineage: Eukaryota; Fungi; Ascomycota; Dothideomycetes; Pleosporales. The record is from RefSeq and is a predicted model, not a curated record. The coding region runs from base 100 to 372 and encodes 90 amino acids.